Messenger RNA from Hydractinia symbiolongicarpus, 562 nucleotides. Its product is annotated as essential MCU regulator, mitochondrial-like. The record is from RefSeq and is a predicted model, not a curated record. Gene Ontology annotation, biological process: calcium import into the mitochondrion; mitochondrial calcium ion homeostasis. The transcript has a single exon. Bases 40 to 282 code for a protein of 80 amino acids. Lineage: Eukaryota; Metazoa; Cnidaria; Hydrozoa; Anthoathecata; Hydractiniidae. Gene Ontology annotation, cellular component: mitochondrial inner membrane; uniplex complex.
CCUUACCUAUUUUUGUUUAUUUCGUAGAUUAAAUUGAUAAUGACUUCCUUGCUGAGGAGAUGUAUGGGAACGUUACCAAUGCGGUCAUCAUGUGUGACUUUGCAAUCCAGACAGCUCACCAAAGGAGCCAUCGAAUCUAAGCCUUAUAAAUUUAACUGGGGAAUCAUACCAGUAAUGGUUGUAUCUGUGCCAUGCAUGUAUAUUGGAGCGUUAGCUGCUAAACGUGGUGCUGAAUUUUUAGAAGAAUGGAACAUUUUUGUGCCAGAUGACGAUGAUGACUGAAACCUUGUUGUCAACUUAAAAUUGACUUUUAAAUUAUUACACACUUUUGACUUGUUUUUUAUAAUAUCUGAUUGUUGUUAUGGAUGUAUUUUUAGGUGGAUAUUGUAAAAUUUGUCCAGUUAAAUUGUCCAAUAUAAUUGAAUUUUGGUACAUCUUGUGCCUGUCUGUUGGGUCAGUAAUUUUUGAGUUUUGUGUGCAUGUAUUUUUAUGCGUUGUUGUAUCCAGAGAUAAUUGCCUUUGUAAAAAAAGCUGUCAAAGCAAUAUUAAAUUUUGUGGAGGA